CGAGCCUAGGUGCUGCGGCCCGAGAUGCGGGCCCCUGAGCCUCCCAGGGAAAAAGAGAAGCCGAGAGCCGCGCGCUCCGCCCCCUCCCCCCCGGGCCGCCACCGCCCUAGCCUGGCGGCAGAAGUAGGAGGUGCAAGCCUCCGGAGCCCCGUGCCGCCGCCCGCAGGCUCAGUAGAUAAGGCGUUACUGAGGGGUUGCCUACACUUCAAAGCACGUCUAGUAGUAAUGCUCCUGCGGGUGAUGAUGAUCGACUGGAGAAUGAAUGUUCAGUAUCCCUACCAACUCUGCAUUGCUCCUGCUGCCUGCAGUACAGAACGACCAAGUCCAAAUGAUCCAGACAGACCUUUUCAAUGUCCAGCCUGCGGGGUGCGAUUCACCCGUAUUCAGAACCUAAAGCAGCACAUGCCCAUCCACUCAGGAAUUAAACCAUUUCAGUGUGACCGCUGUGGGAAAAAGUUCACCAGGGCUUACUCGCUAAAGGUGCAUCGCCUAAAGCAUGAAGUGAUUUCCUAGUGCCGGACUACUUAAACCAGGAACGAGAAGAGACCUUUGUUCAAUAUGAUCUUGGAGAAAACGGUUUCGAAAACAACUCCUCUGUUCAAAUGCCUGUGAUUUCACAGGUCUCCUCGACCCAGAAUUGUGAAAGCACUUUUCCCUUGGGGUCUCUUGGUGGGCUGGCAGAAAAAGGAAGUGCCCGAACUAGAGAUGACCUACCCCCCCAAAAUCAGAGCUGUAUUCUAUAACUAUUGAGUAAUUUUGUGAUUUGGCUUCAUUUUUGUUUUUUGGAAAGUGCCUGUGUUUGGUCUUGUACAUUUAAAUUUAAUUUUUUUUUUUACAAAAAAAGCUGGGCGGUGGGGGAGGGGGAGAUUGGGAAAGACUUUCCCUUUUUACUUUCUGAGCCCAGAAACUGAUUUUAUUUUUCAUAACUGAGAGAUUACUUAUGUAAGUACACAAUAACAUGAUGUCGAAACAAACUAUGAGACUUAGGAGAACUGGUUGACUUAAAACAUAUACCAGUUUCUUCUUCCAUUGUUAAAAGUAGGCUAACAACAGAUCAUUAGCUAGAGAGGAAAUUAGAUGAUUAUUGACCUUCUUGAGAUGAAAGUUUACACAAGAAACUAAUUACUAAAACAGUCUGACAAAUGACCUGAGUAGAUACUUACUGCUAUACACAAGACAUGGUAUAAUAUUUUGUAAAGCCUGUUGUUUUUGGAAGUAUUUAUGGUAAGCUUUCUUAAAAAUAAUUAGGGUAAAUACUUCUGAAAUCCAGCCUUCCUUUUUUUUUAAGCUUUGUCAUUUCUAUUCUGAUUUUUCCUGGUGAAAUUCUGGUACUGAGAUGGGCAUUCUCUGUACCUUUAUAGUACCACUCCAAAGGCAAGGAACCAUGAUUGACAACAGUCAAGCUGUGGAUGAAAUGACCAGGAAUGGAAAAUGAAGUAUGUAAAUCUCACUUCACAGGAACUCUUCUCAUAUUGCUUUUCUGACUAAAAUUGCUGUUUACCUGGUCUGAAUGUUAAUGCCUAAGACAUUGCCCAAAUAGUUUUCCCCUUGCCCCAUCAAUAUGUUCUCUUGCAUAUAUUGGCAUGCUCCCAUAUAAAGUAAAAAUAUUAGAGAUAUUCUAUAUUUUAUAUAAAGGUUUAUGUAUUGUUGGGGUUGUUUUCGUUGUGCUCUUUUGGACAUAAUACAGAAUUCUCUGUUGAG
Messenger RNA from Cebus imitator (Panamanian white-faced capuchin), 1701 nucleotides. RefSeq names its product zinc finger and BTB domain-containing protein 44-like. NCBI's taxonomy places the organism in Eukaryota, Metazoa, Chordata, Mammalia, Primates, Cebidae. Bases 25 to 513 code for a protein of 162 amino acids. The transcript has a single exon. The record is from RefSeq and is a predicted model, not a curated record. Gene Ontology annotation, cellular component: nucleus.